AUGCUCUGCUUCAGCAUUGAGUCACAGCGAGGCACAGUUAGGGUCAUCUGUCAGCCCCCGCGCUCCGGCAGCACAGUGGUGAAAGGAUGUGGGAGGUCUACGCUGGAGAGAGGGAGCUCGCUUAAGAACCUGGGCGCCGUCAAGAGUUAUGGUAGCCCACCUGUGACCAUGAGCCGGAGGCCGUACGCAGGAGCAUAUUGCAAGUGGAGGACAGCGGAGCCAAAAGACAGAAGGACCCUGAGACACUACCGCUUCUGGGGAGUUGCCGCACCAGCCCUGGGCUGUCUACCUCCAUACUUCUUACUCUGA
Messenger RNA from Rangifer tarandus platyrhynchus (Svalbard reindeer), 309 nucleotides. Lineage: Eukaryota; Metazoa; Chordata; Mammalia; Artiodactyla; Cervidae. The record is from the annotation of a GenBank genome assembly.